AUGGUAGAUCAAAGGGAGCUGAAAUAUUCGUUCCAAACGGCCGAUCGUCUAUGCUUUGUGAUGGAAUUCGCUAUUGGCGGUGAUCUGUAUUACCAUCUGAAUCGUGAGGUACAAACCUCGAAGGAAGGCUUCUCGGAGCCACGAGCUCGCUUCUAUGGUGCCGAAAUUGUUUUGGCAGUUGGUUACCUUCAUGCUAACAACAUCGUCUACCGCGAUCUAAAGCUAGAAAAUUUACUGCUCGAUAAGGAUGGACAUAUUAAAAUAGCCGAUUUUGGUCUCUGUAAAGAGGAGAUUAGCUUUGGAGAUAAAACCAGCACUUUUUGUGGAACACCUGAAUAUCUCGCACCGGAGGUUGGUUGUUUUCUUUGCAACAAUGUUUGA
Molecule: messenger RNA, 381 nt
Organism: Cooperia oncophora
Lineage: Eukaryota; Metazoa; Nematoda; Chromadorea; Rhabditida; Trichostrongylidae
Source: the annotation of a GenBank genome assembly